AUGCUUCCAGCCAAAUGUCCCUUAACUUUGGGGAGAGAUGAAGUAGAGAUAUCGAAUCACUACAGGCCAGGAGACUAUCUCAUCGGUGGGCUGAUCUCCGCAACCAAAGCUUGGUUUCUUCAGCACAGUUUCCGCACAACUCCCUCGGUUAAAUUCUUCUUGAAAGGACCUACAGAACAUUGGAACAUCCUCUCCUUCUACUUUGCCAUUCGGGAGAUCAACCGGGAUCCCAAGGUUUUACCUAACAUCACCCUGGGCUACAACAUCCAUGACAACUAUUUCAACAAGAUCAUAACAUCUGAUGCUUUAUUGGACCAACUUUCGACUGGCCAGACCAAUGUUCCAAAUUAUAGAUGUGGUAAAUCAAGAAACCUCCUGGCUCUCCUUGAAGGGGCCAAUUCUGACAUCUCCAUCCAGAUUUCAACCAUGCUGGGCACCUACAAAAUCCCACAGAUCAGUUAUACUUUUGUUUCACAAGUUUUCAGUGAUAAAACACUCUUCCCCUUUUUCUACCACAUGGUCCCGAAAGAAGGCGCUCACUAUCCAGGGAUUGUCAAACUGCUACUGCACCUCGGGUGGACUUUGGUGGGGCUCCUUGCCCCAGAUACCGACACCGGUGAGAGAGCCAUGAAGACUUUGAGCCCAAUGCUUCUCAAGAAUGGCAUUUGUGUUGUUAUAGCGCAAAGCUUUUCCGAGGAAGCCAGCUCUAUGAUCAUCAAGGCCGCUCUGUUCCAGAGAUGGCGACAAGUCAAUGUCUUUGUUUACUGUGCUGAGAUGAGCUCCUUCCUCCAAGGAUUGUAUCUGAUUCACAAGACAGCUGAGAGCUUGACCCAGCCCGUGGUAGGCAAAGUCAUGGUCAUCACAGCCUUGUGGGAUGUCUCAUUGCCCCUGAACAAUAACCAACUCUCCUUCCAGUACUUCCAUGGGCUCUUCUCUUUCCUCAUCCAGUCGCACGACAGGAUGAAAUUUGACUUUCAGGUCCCUUAUUCUGCUAUUGAGCAAUUUGCGAGUCGGUCGUUUGAUUGCAAUGAUGCAAGACGGGCUCCGUCUGUGAAAGAAUGGAGGAGAUGCAUGGAGAAAGAGCGACUGGACACUCUGCCCGAAGAGGAGAUCGAAGCGAUCUUAUCUCUAGACAGGUUCUACAUUCACGAUACCAUCUGGGCUGUUGCCCGUUCUUUAGAUGCUGCCUGUUCGUCCAGAUCCAAAAGGAUGGAAGCGAAGCAUGGGAGGAGAAGAGGUGCUCCAACGUUGGAACCAUGGCAGAGCUCCGGGUUCCACAAUUCUUCCAUGAAAGGGGUACGUUUGGAUGAGACGGGAGUCCUAACAGCCGACUUUGACAUCAUAAAUUGGGUCGUCCUCUCCAACGAGACAAUGACCAGGGUGAACUUUGCAACGCUGGAAAGCCAAGGAGCUGAAAACUUCAAAUUUGUCAUUAACCAGGAUGGUAUUGAGGAUUUGAAUUGGCUUAACAAGACUUUCCCUCCAUCCCAGUGUGUGGAAAAUUGCCGGCCCGGAUCCAUCAAAGUGGCCCGUGAAAGCGAACCUAUUUGUUGCUACGAUUGUGUUCCUUGUGCAGAGGGGACUAUGUCUACUCAAGAAGAUGCAGAGGAAUGCACCAAAUGUCCAGAAGAUGAGUACCCGAAUGAAGACCGAGAUCAAUGUAUCCCUAAAGUUAUAAAUUUUCUGAGUUAUCAAGGACAUUUGGGGAUCAUCUUAGCUUCUUUUUCCCUCCUCUUAUCGUUAAUGACAGGCUUUGUGUUGGGAAUCUUCAUUAAAUUCCUAGAAACCCCCAUUGUCAAAGCCAACAACCGGGAUCUCUCCUAUAUCCUCCUCGUCUCCCUCCUGCUGUCCUUCUUGUCCUGCUUCCUCUUCAUUGGCCAGCCAAGCAAAGCCACCUGCCUCCUCCGACAAACAGCCUUCAGCAUCAUCUUCUCAAUAGCUGUCUCUUCUGUCUUGGCCAAAACAAUCACAGUGGUGAUGGCCUUCCUGGCCACAAAGCCAGGGAAUCGGGUAAGGAGAUGGCUGGGAAAGAGCUUCACCAACAGUCUCAUUCUUCUCUGUUCUAGUGUCCAAAUUGUUCUGUGCUCCUCUUGGUUAGGGCUACACCCCCCAUUUCCGGACUCUGAUAAGAACUCUCACCCAGGACAAAUCCUCCUGCUGUGCAAUGAAGGAUCUCUGGCCAUGUUCUAUGGUGCUCUCAGCUACAUGGGCUUCCUGGCUGCCAUUUGCUUUGUGGUGGCUUUCCUGGCCAGGAAGUUGCCAGGAUCCUUCAAUGAAGCCAAGUUGAUCACCUUCAGCAUGCUGGUCUUCUGCAGUGUUUGGGUGUCCUUCGUGCCUACCUACCUGAGCACCAAGGGGAAAUACAUGGUGGCCGUGCAGGUCUUCUCUAUCUUGGCUUCCAGUGCUGGGCUACUGGGCUGCAUCUUCUUUCCCAAGUGUUACAUUAUUGUACUAAGGCCUUAUCUGAAUACGAAGGAGCAUUUAAUGAUAAAAAUAAAAUAG
Molecule: messenger RNA, 2502 nt
Organism: Thamnophis sirtalis
Lineage: Eukaryota; Metazoa; Chordata; Lepidosauria; Squamata; Natricidae
Source: RefSeq, a predicted model, not a curated record